CAACAGAUAAUACGAUAGCGCUAUCUAUACGUAUAAAUUUAAAGCCAUACAUGGAUUAUAAAUAAUUUAUUAUUGAGGGGCUUACAACGAAUUUAAUAAAUAUCAUUUAGACAGUAACGUUUAGGUAAAUUAAAUUAUUCAGUUUCUUACAAGAAAACUGAAGAUUCUAUUAACAGUUAGUCUUAAUAAUUUUAUAUGCAUUAAGCAUUUAAAUACCAUGUAUACCCAUUUUUUCGCAAUAUUUCAACGCUCUCUAAUCUAUCAAAUCUGUUCAAUGAUCUCUAUCAAUAUUUAUUAAGCGUUCGAUACUUAUAAGUAAAACUUUCAAAAAUUUAAUACGUAGUCUGAAAUUUAUUAAAAUUAAAAGGCUGUAAAUUUUUUCAAAUAUAAAAAGUUUACGUAUUGGUGUUGCUUUUCAAGAAGUUUCAAAGUUAGUAGAAAUUUAAUGUAAUAUAACAUGGCGCCGGUAGACAAUUCACCAAGAGAAAACAUGGGAGCGUUUGAUUUUAUAUAUUCGAUAAAAGCGAAUGAUACGAUACCGGUACAUAUUUACAAAUCUAGAGAUACUGGAAUUACGGUUUGUAUAGCGGACGUUGAAGGGCCUAUUGUAAAUGGUUACUUCUGUCUUGCUACUGAAGCACAUGAUGAUGACGGACUACCUCACACAUUGGAACAUCUUAUUUUCUUGGGCAGUGAGAAUUAUCCAUACAAAGGUGUUUUGGAUUUAUUGGCCAAUAGAUGUUUGGCAUCUGGUACCAAUGCAGCGACACAAGUUAAUUGUACUUUUUAUACCAUGACAACUGCUGGAAGUGAAGGAUUUUUAUCUUUAAUGCCUAUAUAUCUAGACCAUAUAUUUUAUCCAAUGCUCACGAAUGCAGGUUUUCUUACGGAAGUACAUCACAUUAAUGCUGAAGGUGAAGAUGCAGGUGUAGUCUAUUGUGAAAUGCAAGGAAAAGAAAAUAUAGGAGAAUAUUUGGUAUAUGUAGAAUUGUCUAGAGCAAUAUUUCCUGGGCGGUGUGGUUAUAAAUCUAUUGUUGGAGGAGCACUGAAAAAUCUAAGAGAAAGUACUACUAAUGAAAAAGUAAGACAAUAUCAUCAAGAAUUUUAUAGGCCAGAGAAUUUAACAAUAGUAAUUACUGGCCAAGUAAAACACGCUGAUGUGUUCAAGGCAUUACAAAUUAUAGAAAAAAAAAUAAUAUCAAAAGGAAAUAGAGGUUUCUUUAAAAAACCUUGGCAGGAUUCUGUACCACGUCUCACUCAAAAUGUAGAUUUGAAUGUGUAUUAUCCUUGUGAUGAUGAAGAUAAUGGAGUAGUACAUGUUGCUUGGCGGGGACCGUCCCCUAUUACCGAAAUGUAUGAUCUUAUUGGUUGUAUAUUACUUUUAAAAUAUCUUACAGAUACAUCAGUUAGUCCAGUGCAAAAAGAAUUUGUUGAAAUUGAUGAUGCAUAUGCUAGUAAUGUUGGCUAUUCUUAUUGUAAAUAUACAGUAUCUGUAUUAUAUCUCGCAUUUGAAAGUGUAUCAAAAUCAAAAAUUUCUUUGGUGAAAGAUCGGCUGUUAAAAGUAUUAAAUGAUGUAUAUAAAAAAGGUAUUGACAUGAAACGAAUAAGAACAGUCAUACAUAGACGCAUUCUUGAAGCUUUGAGUAGUUUGGAAAACGAGCCUCAUGAUACAAUUGCACACAUGUUUUUUGGAUAUGCACUUUAUGGUAAUACUAAAGAAGACUUGGAUCAGAGAACUAAUCAGAUACAAGCUCUUAAAAAAUUAGAAACUGAACCUGAAUCUUACUGGUUAAAUUUGUUACAAACAUAUUUUCUUGAUUCUCCAUUCGUAUUAAUUAAAGGAAUUCCUAGUCUAGAAAAAAGACAUGAAUUAACUGAAAAAGAAAAAAAUCGUGUGGUUAAACAAAUUGAAAAUUUAGGUAAAGAAGGACUCCAACAGAAAGAAAAAGAGCUGCAAGAAGCAAUUGCUAAAAAUGAUAUGAAAGUACCAGAUGAAAUAUUAAGUUCUGUUCCUAUCCCAUCUACUCACCUUAUCAACUUUCACUAUAUAAAAAGUUAUACAACAGAAGCCAAUAAGCAACACUCCAGAUUUGACAUAUCCAAGUUACCGUUUUAUACAUACUUGGAUCAUGUUAAUACAAAUUUUGUUUAUAUGUUUGUUAUUAUGAAUACUGCAGAUGUUAAAAAAGAAUAUAAACCUUAUAUUCCAUUAUUACUGGAAUUAUUAAUGGAAUGUCCAGUAAUGAGAAAUAAUCAACUCAUUCCAUACGAAGAAAUUGUAGCUGAGUUAGAAGCAGAUACUAUAUCCAAUGAUACUAACCUUGGAAUAACUAGUUCUUCAAGGUUUUCAUGUGGGCCAUACAGCUACACUGCUUUGUUAAUGCUUCAUCUUGAAAUGGAAAAGUAUGAAAAAGGUGUACAAUGGAUUAAAGAACUUUUGUAUGAAACUAAAUUAACUCCAGAUAGAUUAAAAAUAACAGCUGCAAAAAUAAUAAACGAUGUCGCUCAAUUUAAAAGACAAGGGAAUAAAGUUGUGAAUGAUUUGAUGCGAGGAUUAAUAUAUAAAAAGGAUAGUAACCAAUUCGUAUCCAGUAUAUUGCGACAACAGAAAUUUCUUAAUAACAUUUUAGAACGUUUAAAUGAUGAAACAGGACAAAAAGCAGUUAUCUCAGAAAUUGAAUCUGUUAGAGAAGUAUUAACAACGCCUAAAAAUAUGGUAUUGUAUAUGGCAACUAACGUAGAUAAAUUAACUGCUCAAGUACCAAAUGUUUAUAGUCCAUGGAACACUUACUUUUCUACAUUUGAUACAUCAAGCAAGACUAAACUUGAAGCCAUUCCUGAUUCAACAUUGAUAAAUUCUCCAGAUGAGAUUCCAUUUAAAGGUUGCGUUACGGGAUUAGGUUGCAUAGAAUCUUCUUAUUUACGUCAAAGCUGUCCAUGUAUAAAUGAUUACCAUAGUCUAGAUCUAGCUCCUUUACUUGUUUGCAUAAAAUAUUUAACUCAAUUAGAGGGUCCUAUGUGGAGAUUCAUUAGAGGUCAGGGUCUAUCUUAUGGAUAUUAUAUUUAUCCCAAACCAAAUGAAGGCCUAUUAUAUUUAUCAUUUUUUAAAUCCACAAAUAUUGUAGCAACAUAUAAGGAAGCAAAAUCGAUUGUAGAGAUUCAUAUUUUUGAGAAUAAAUGGGAAAAAUUGCUUUUUGAAUCAGCAAAAUCUUCUUUAAUAUUUGAAAUCAUUGAAAAAGAGCAAAAUAUAGGAGACUUAGUACAACAAUCACUAUUAUCUUACUUCAAAAAUGUACCACAUGGCUACACU
Molecule: messenger RNA, 3310 nt
Organism: Heterotrigona itama
Lineage: Eukaryota; Metazoa; Arthropoda; Insecta; Hymenoptera; Apidae
Source: the annotation of a GenBank genome assembly